AUCUUUACAAGGUAAUAAUCGAUCGUCGAAUAGUUCUCAUCAUUUAAUACCGAUUAUCGGAGGCAUCCGUGGUGCUAUUCUAGUAGUCGCACUCAUAUCAUCAAUAUUUCAUAAUCAUUUUCCGAAGAAAAAAGGAGAAACAAAAAUUCAUGAAACAAUGAGCAAAGAUGAUACUAGCAAGCUUAAGUGGAUUUCGUCGUUGGAUUAUUCUGGAUCUAAUGCAACUACCGCUAGUGUGAUUUCUUCUCUGCAGUCCGAUCUUUGUCGACUUCUCUCAUUUGCGCAAGGUAGGGUUGCUACGAACGAUUUCGACGACGAUUUGAUCAUAGGAACCAGUGGGUUCGGUAAAGUUUACAAGGGUUCAAUAGAUGAUGGAGCCACUAUUGUGGCCAUAAAACGUCUUACGACAACAUCGAAGCAAGGCGCUCGCGAGUUUGAAACAGAAAUCGAGAUGCUAUCGAGACUACGUCACGUACAUUUGGUGUCCUUAAUAGGAUAUUGUGACAAACACGGUGAAAUGAUCAUAGUUUACGAGUAUAUGCCACGUGGCACUCUUCGAGAUCACUUGUUGUACAAGAAUCCCGAGAGAAGCGAGAACCAUACACCAUUGUCGUGGAAGCAACAACUUAUAAUUUGUCUUGGAUCAGCUCGCGGUUUGCACUAUCUUCACGCGGGUGCUAAACAAUUGAUUAUUUAUCGAGAUGUCAAGUCUACGAAUAUUCUUCUUGAUGAUAAGUGGACGGCCAAAGUCUCAGACUUUGGCUUUUCAAAGGUAGGACCCACUCCUGGUGAUAUGGGUCCUACCCAUGUUAGUACCGCUGUUAAAGGUAGUGUUGGAUAUUUAGAUCCAGAGUACUAUCGACGUCAACAAUUGACAGAGAAAUCAGAUGUAUACUCCUUCGGAGUUUUGUUGUUCGAGGUUUUAUGUGCUCGAUUUGCGAUGAACCCUAAUCUACCCAAGCAACAAGUGAACUUAGCAGUGUGGGCUCGUUAAAACUACAAAAAUAAAACCCUCCACACAAUUGUCGAUCCAAAUGUAACAGGGCAAAUUGCACCCGAAUGUCUAAGAAAAUUUGGAGAAGUGGCAGAAAUGUGU
This is a messenger RNA of Amaranthus tricolor (Joseph's coat), 1096 nucleotides long. RefSeq names its product receptor-like protein kinase FERONIA. Gene Ontology annotation, molecular function: transmembrane receptor protein tyrosine kinase activity; ATP binding. The record is from RefSeq and is a predicted model, not a curated record. NCBI's taxonomy places the organism in Eukaryota, Viridiplantae, Streptophyta, Magnoliopsida, Caryophyllales, Amaranthaceae. Gene Ontology annotation, biological process: protein autophosphorylation. Bases 158 to 994 code for a protein of 278 amino acids. Gene Ontology annotation, cellular component: plasma membrane; plasmodesma. The transcript has a single exon.